CAUUUGCUACUGAUACCACGCGUUGCUAGCAACCAAUUCCACUAGCUCUCAUUCCCUUUAGCUGUUUGAUCUUCACUUCGUUUCAGAAUAUUUAGUAUCAAUGUGUGAUUUUGUAUGUGCCUGUGUAUCUAAGCUGUGAUACAGAGAAUACACACACAGUUAAAUUGAUCGCAGAUCCCUAAACGCGCUCAGUGAGACAUUAUUUGUUGUGCAGUACGGUACUCGGUUACUUGACGCAAUUACAUUCGAACCCCUGCGCAUGCGUAAAUGGGCAUAAAUACGAGUACUUGAUCAAUUUGUGGACUAAAUUAUGUAUUGAGUAUAUUUUGAAAAGUGAUCAAUCACAGUGAUAAACAAAUUUAAAGUGGUUCAGUGGGAAAAUUUACGUACAAAAAUUAAAAACCGCCAAAAUGGUUUUGUUGUGUGUACGAGAAUAUCUGUUAUUGUGGUUUUUGCUAAUGCUAACUGCAAUGACCAGUAGCGCUAAAAAUACACAUUUAAAUCAGCGCAAACCUAAUCAUCCUCGCUAUUUAAGUCGUCAACAAAAAAGUGCGCUUGCCCGCCAAUUACUCCUCGUUGAUGGAUUGCAGGUGGAAUUAGAGGGCUAUUUCGACGUAGUAGAACAACCAGAACAAUUUAUUGAAAUCGAUACGCAAAUGGCGCCAGAAACCAAAGGCAAACACGGCGCCAUUGAACCGACUCAUCUAAAACAUUUGCUUGAUAUCGCCGCCGCUGAGUCGGAGAUGUCAGCCGCCAUAGCAGGCGGCGACGAGGAGGCGAAACAAGUCUGGAGUCGCGCCAACGCAAAUCGGCCGGCCUUCCUUUUCGACCGCGGCGCUUUGUCGAAAAUACAAUCGAAUACAAAAAGUAUAAACACCGAUGAUGGUGGAAAUUUUUUCUACGAACGCAACAUUAUUACCGAAGCGCCGGGAGUAUCGUUGGCAAAGCUUAAAGCAGGCCGCCAACAAAAGAACACAAUGAAGGGAGACGACACAAGCGGCAUCCCACGCCAGCGGCUACAGAGCUUGGCAUUUCGAAGGCGCCUAUUUAAACAGCUUAAAGGCAGAAGGAUGCCGGUGCACCAAAAGAAGCUUCACAAGCGACGUAUUUUCCAAUCUCCCAGUGAAGCGAAAAGCAGGUAAACAAGUUCUGCACUACAGAUCUAAUGCUAAGCAUAACCCAAAUCCAGAUUCAUUCAACCACAUCAUAAAUACUCCAUUUUUAAAUUUAGAGUCCCGUACACGGCGUGCAGUUACCGCUAAAAAGGAGCGCAUCUGGGAUUAUGGUGUUAUACCAUAUACCAUCGACGAGAUAUUCAGCGGGGUGCACAAAGCGCUCUUCAUGAGAGCCAUGCGCCAUUGGGAAAAUUCCACAUGCAUUAAAUUUGUAGAACGCGAUCCGAAAAUACAUCAUAAUUACAUACAUUUCACGGUUAAGAAUUGUGGUUGUUGUUCGUUCGUGGGCAAGCGUGGUUCCGGACGACAGGCUAUUUCGAUCGGUCGCAACUGUGAGAAAUUUGGGAUUGUCGUGCAUGAAUUGGGACAUGUUAUAGGUUUUUGGCACGAACACACGCGCACCGACCGAGAUAAGCAUAUAACCAUUAAUAAGGAGAAUAUAAUGAAGGGGCAGGAGUAUAAUUUUGAUGUACUUUCACCGGAAGAUGUUGACUCCCUGGGUCUGCCAUAUGACUAUAAUUCAAUUAUGCAUUACGCAAAAAAUACCUUUGCCAAAAAUGUUUAUUUGGAAACAAUACAGCCGAUAGGCUUAUCGAAAUCCCCACAUAUUGAGAUCGGUCAAAGAUUACAUUUGAGUCCAGGGGAUAUAACUAAGGCGAAUCGAUUGUAUAAGUGCACCAGUUGUGGACGAACAUUUCAAGAAAAUUCUGGAGAGAUAGUCUCACCACAUUAUGAAUACUCACCAUUUUCGGCGAUACAGGUCAGUAAUAUGAUUGAAGAUAGUGGCAGUGGUGAUUACGAGGUCAGUGAUUUUGACAAAUCUCUUGAGAAAUGCGAAUGGCGUAUCACAGCAACAAAUGGGGAGCGGAUCAUUUUGCAAAUUCACCAAGUGCAUCUUCUUCAGUCCACUGACUGUUCUGUGGAUUAUUUAGAAAUACGCGACGGCUAUUGGUAUAAAUCUCCUGUUAUUAAGCGACUAUGCGGCAAUGUCACGGAGGAAACGGUUAAGAGCAGCUCCAGUCGAAUGCUCAUCAAUUAUGUCAAUCACCAUGCGAUUAAAGGGUUUCGUGGAUUUUCUGCUGAUUUUGAGGUUACAUGUGGUGGCGAUAUUUUUCUCACCGAAAAUAGGCGUAUCGACUCCCCCAAUUACCCUCUGGAAUAUCUUGCGGACCGAGAAUGCAUUUGGCGUAUAUCAGUGCCGGAGAACCGCCAAGUCGCGCUGAAAUUUCAGUCAUUCGAAUUGGAAAAUCAUGAUAACUGUGCUUACGAUUAUAUGGAAAUACGCGAUGGCAAUGACGUUGGUUCUCAAUUAAUUGGCAUUUACUGUGGAUAUAUUUUGCCACCGAAUAUCAAGUCCAAUUCAAACCACAUGUACGUAAAAUUUGUUUCCGAUGGUUCGGUCCAAAAAGUUGGCUUCUCUGCAGUCUUCCUACAGGAGUUGGAUGAAUGCAAAUUUACCAACCAUGGCUGUCAACACGAAUGCAUCAAUACUUUGGGGAGCUAUCAGUGUGCUUGCUUUGCUGGCUAUGAGCUGCAAGUCGAUGGAAGAACUUGCGAAGAUGCAUGCGGUGGCAUUAUCAAUGCCUCUACUCCCAAUGGCUCACUGCAUUCACCAUCAUAUCCGGAUGUGUAUCCCAUAUCGAAAGAGUGUGUUUGGGAGGUGGUAGCACCACCCAAUCAUGCAGUCUUCCUUAAUUUUACACACUUCGAUUUGGAAGGCACGAAAUAUCAAUACACUGAAUGUAACUACGAUUACUUAUUGGCAUACUCUAAGUUACGUGAUAGUCGUCUAAAGAAAAUCGGUAUUUACUGCGGUCAACAGCUGCCUCCAGUUUUGAAAUCCGAACAUAAUAUAAUGCGAUUGGAAUUCUAUUCAGACAAAAACAUUCAACGGACCGGCUUUACGGCCAAUAUAAUAAUUGACUUCGACGAGUGCACCGUUGACAAUGGAGGCUGUCAACAUCAUUGCCUUAAUACAUUUGGUUCAUACAAGUGCAGCUGCCGUAAUGGAUACACUGUCCACGAGAACCAACAUAAUUGCACCGAGACCAAAUGUAAAUUUGAAGUCACCAGCCACAAGGGAACCAUUUACAGCCCCAACUUCCCAAACGAUUAUCCACGUAACACAUACUGCUUUUGGCACUUCCGCACCGUUUUAGGCCACCGAGUGCAGUUGACAUUUCACGAAUUCGAAAUGGAAAAUCAUCAGGAAUGCUUUUACGAUUAUGUCGCCUUAUAUGACGGUAAAUCAGAGAACAGCUCGACAUUAGGCAUAUACUGUGGAGGACAUGAGCCAUAUGCAGUGGUGGCAUCCACAAAUGAAAUGUUUAUGGUCCUUUGGACUGAUGCGUCACUGCAGCGUAAAGGAUUUCGAGCGACAUAUUCAACAGAAUGCGGUGGCUACUUGCGAGCAACAAAUGAAACGCAAGUCUUUUAUUCACAUCCACGCUAUGGAAGUCGGGUCUACAAUCGGCACAUGUAUUGUAAUUGGCGUAUACAAGCUGAUUCUGAGAGUAGUGUUCAAAUAAAGUUUUUGCACUUUGAAAUCGAAUAUUCGGAUCGAUGCGAAUACGAUGCGGUGGAAAUAAGAGAAGAAAUCUUUGAAGAGAAGUAUAUGAGGAACAGCAAUCAUGGACGUUAUUGUGGCAAUAGGAAACCACCCCCAAUAACAUCAUAUACCGAUACCUUACUUAUGAGAUUUCAAACGGAUGGCAGUACUUCUUUGCGUGGUUUCGCUGUUUCUUUUGUUGCCGUGGAACCCCCGGAUGAGGAUCUUAUAGACGAUUUAGAUGCAGUUACACCUUUUCCUGGCUACAUGCGCAGUGUGUACUAUGCCUCAGAUACAGGCGGCGAUUUCGAUGACUAAUAUGUGGGAUUAUAGAGUGCAUAUGCAUGAUUUGUUUCUUUGUUACAAUUACUGAUUAAUUUAUACGUUAAUUAAAAAUCAAUAAAUUUAGUUUAGUAAUUAUGUAUAUUUAUAUUCACUUAAAUAUAUAUAUAUAUAUAGACAUCAUCAUAUCAAUCUAUGUAAUACUAAGAUAAGAGUCUCAGAAGAUUUCACUACUAAAAAUAUUUUGAAUUUGGUAAUUAAAUUAUAUUUAUAUUUGCAUCUGUAAAUAACGUUUAUAAAGCUAAAUUGUUGGUUGAAGAGUUACAAGUUGUUCCUGAUUAACUAUCUUCAGGAAUUAAACGCCUGAGCAAAUUUUUAUUAGCCACAAGGCGUUUUGCUGAUUUAUAAGUUCUAACUACAGGUGUUCUGUUUUUAUGGCAUUACAAAGGACAGUAGUCCAAGUGCGAUCUUUGGAUCAACCAUCAAACCUAAACUAAAACUGUCUUCAGUACUUCUACUUGUACUUAAGUUUUGUUUUUGUAAAAUGUCGUUUGAUGAGAAACUUAUAAAGUAGUUCAAGAUGUAUGAAAUUCAAAGUUAUGUGAGUUGAGAUUGUUGCUAAUGUAAAAUUAACAUGAGAAUAUCCGAUCCCCGGUCUUCGUUCGUCAUUUAAGUCCCACCUACCGCAUGCCUAAGUAUGACAUAUGUAUGUUUAUGGAAGCUUGUAUUGACUAUAUAAAAUAGGUAUAUUACAAUUAACUUACUGUGUAUGAGUACUAAUAGUGGAUGGAAUCGGUCCACGUUAUGUUUUCCUUCAUAUACAGAAUAUAAUUGUUCCGUCCUUUUAUGUAUGUAUAUCACGACUUACUCGAGCUCACAUAUACUUUAAUUUAUACUUUUAAUUAUACUUAUAUUAAUAAAUAAGCGUAUUGAGCUUUAUAUAUAAUAGUGAUUUAAAGUAAAAAUGGAUUGGAAAGGUGUUCACAUCUUUCUGUAACUUCCGUUUAUCGAAUACCUUAUACUGAUAUCGAUCAGCCCGCAAGUAAAAUAGUCAAUAGUAGCCACAGCUUAAAUUUUGACUGAAUCGAAGUAAAUCAAGAUUCAAUUUCGCAAAAUCAAUUAAACGCAUUAACAAAUAAAAAUCAUAAGUUCUUUUUGCGAAAUUAUCGAAUCAGGAAAUGUUUAUCCUAAAAUUAGAAUUAACAUUAAUAUAAUUUUAUGCUAAAAAUACUAUGAAUUGGAAAUAAAGUCACUUCUUUUGAUUUGAAGUUCGGAUGAUA
Messenger RNA from Bactrocera oleae (olive fruit fly), 5285 nucleotides. The record is from RefSeq and is a predicted model, not a curated record. Lineage: Eukaryota; Metazoa; Arthropoda; Insecta; Diptera; Tephritidae.